UUUUCUAUACAAUUCCAUCAUGAAAAUAUAUAAAUACUAAAUGUUGCCAACAAAUCUAAAAGUUUAUUGUACAAUUUUCUGGAUUUAAGUUUAUAGCUUGACAAACUAAGAUGCCAAGUUUGCCCUUUAAGUCGCGCCCCUGUCAUUGGAUUCUCCGUGGAAUGAAGAGCCUUUGACUAAUUGGCCCAACUGAAAAGUUUUCAGCCUCUUUUCCGCACCAACCACAAUAGUGUGGGAAAAUUGGCCUCUUUGUUGUUGGGAAUUAGGUCUGUUGUUUACUUUCAACUGGCUGUGUUUUUGUUGACGACCCUCGCUGGCAAAGACAACAAAGGCAGAGCAGAACUUGUCGUCGAAGAAAAUGGGUGGCAGAAUGUGGUGGCAAGUUCAGAGACAAGGCCAAAAAGAGCCAGCCUCCGAAACUCGCCGACUCGGAAACUGGCCAAACGAGUGUGGCUUCAAUCAAGGAGCUGGUCUUUUUGGCGACCAGUUUCAGGUGCAAAGUCAACAUCGAGUGCCUGCAAAAACAAACGCCGGCGUCGACUGCGGCAGAGACCUGUAUUGUGGUUGCAGCGCAUUUGGCCGCUUUUCAUAUAAAAUCGAAUUCACUGGCGGAAAAUUCGCAUUAGGUUUUCUAUCAAGGCGACGAUGUCAACAGCAAGAGCGUAGCACUUCCAGCAAAGCGAAGACGCGGUCGUUUGUGAGAGUGUGUGUGUUUGGAGCAGAAGGAUACGCCCAGGAAAUAUACCCAAGAUACGUGUGUGACACCCAGUGAAACCCAAAAAAAAAAAAAAAAAACCAACCACGAACUGAACGUUAUAACAAAGAACGGGUCAAGCAAACCAAAAGACGAAAAUCGAGACCCACAAUGCAAACAUUUAAGGUCUGCGCGCUGCUGGCGUUAUUUUUCGUCCUCGUUUCCGCCCGCGGCAGCAAAAGGCGGGAUGGCCCCGUUACGAUUACGGACAGCGAGCGCCGGAAUAUUGAAGAUUUCCUCUUGGCAAAGUUGAAACAAAACUGCAGGCAGGAGGACGAUCGAGCCUGCAGGAUGAUCAAGAUGUCAAUUGUAAUGAACCACCUGUACCUGAACACCCGACUUGAUCUCGGCGACCGCGUUAAGGUCACGGAAAACUGGAAUAUCUCGAUGGUGCCGGAUGACCCGGAGGUGGACCAGCUGCUGUCCCGCUCCAUGGGCUCCGACGAGGAGACCUUUGCCCUGCUGAUGGCCAACAAGCUGUGGAAGUUCAUCCGUUCGCGUUCGCUGCGCUACAAGUUCUCGGAGAACGCGGACUUUGUGAUGAACAGCGAUCCGGAGGGCAGCUUGAAUGUGGGCGUGUCCGUGCGCCCCCUGGAGGCGUUGCAGGAGGGGCGUGGCAAGAUGAAGAACAUGGGACCGCUGCUCAUGAUGAUGGCGGCCAAGACGGGAAUGGUGGGAGCUCUGCUGCUCAAGGGUCUCUUCCUGCUGGCCGGAAAGGCGCUGAUUGUGUCGAAGAUCGCCCUUCUGCUGGCAGUGAUUAUUUCGCUGAAGAAGCUGCUAUCCAGCAAGAAGACCAUCGUGGAGGUGCCGUCGCACCACGACAGCUACAGUUCCGGGUGGUCGAGGGCCUUCGAUGGGUUCGUGGAGGGUCUGGUGGACGUGCCCGCCGAUGUUUUGGCCAAGGAGGUGCAGCUGCCCCAGGAGCAGGCCCAAAACCUGGCCCAAAACCUGGCCUACAGUGGCCAGCAGCCGGGGAAAGUGGCGCAAUAAAGCUAGUUGCUAACUAA
Molecule: messenger RNA, 1761 nt
Organism: Drosophila elegans
Lineage: Eukaryota; Metazoa; Arthropoda; Insecta; Diptera; Drosophilidae
Gene: Osi3
Exons: 4
Coding region: 866-1744 (292 amino acids)
Source: RefSeq, a predicted model, not a curated record